Messenger RNA from Numida meleagris (helmeted guineafowl), 3055 nucleotides. It is a transcript of the gene CDC42SE2, whose product is annotated as CDC42 small effector 2. Gene Ontology annotation, cellular component: plasma membrane. Gene Ontology annotation, molecular function: small GTPase binding. Gene Ontology annotation, biological process: regulation of Rho protein signal transduction. The transcript is spliced from 8 exons. Lineage: Eukaryota; Metazoa; Chordata; Aves; Galliformes; Numididae. The record is from RefSeq and is a predicted model, not a curated record. The coding region runs from base 847 to 1101 and encodes 84 amino acids.
AGGAGGAGCGGGUGGUGCAUCGAUUGGGCUGACGGCCAGCGGCAGCCGCCGUCGCUACAGCCCGGCCUCUUUUGUCACCUCCCUCCCUGCGCCGAGCCGAGCACGGCGCGGAGCGGGCCUCUCGGGGAUCCGCUCCCCUCGCCGCAGCAGCGCUGCCGGGGUCGCCAUCUUCACCUCCAUCCACCCCGCCCCGGAGCCUCCCGGCCGGGCUCGCACGGAGGACGCUCGGCCGGGAGCGCGAGAGGUGGCCUGUGCCCGCUGCAUGUGACCGCCCGGCGUCGCCGGACGCCCCGCCGAUCACAUCCGCAUCCUCCUGCAGUCGCCCCGCAGCGCGGGGAGGGGCGCGGGGCGCCCGGCGGGGGGGAACGGGGGUUCUGAGGAGCGGUGGGCAGACAAAGGAGCGGGCGCCGCCGUGGGCAGCGGCCGAGAGAAUGUAAGGUCCUGGGACUUUUCGCUCUGAAGUUGAUGUGAAUUAAACUAAUUGGGGAUAUCUUCAGUGAAUAACUUGCUGCUUACAGAAACAACUAAAUUAACUGAAGUUGUGAAAUACAGAUCAGCUUCUGCGGAAUAAACUUUGGAAACCAGUUCACAUAAUGCUAAUGGACCAAAGAAGCACAACUAAUAUUUCCAUGGAGCUGGGACCAAUCUGCUGAGAGAAGAUUCUAAAAUAACUUUUUUUCAUCGUGUUUGUCCUGAGACUGUCUUUGGAGAAUAGUUCAGGAGAGGAAAAAAUUUCACAUCAGAACCAUUAUAAAUAAAUCUACUUAAAGAACUUGCUACCUGGAGAUACAUUUACAGAGAUCAAGUCCUGGUUUUCACCUGUGCUCACACUUCAGACUGUAAACAAUGAGUGAAUUCUGGUUGUGUUUCAACUGCUGUAUUGCAGAACAGCCUCAGCCUAAAAGACGACGACGCAUAGACCGAAGCAUGAUUGGGGAGCCAACAAACUUUGUUCACACAGCUCAUGUUGGAUCAGGAGACCUAUUCAGUGGAAUGAAUUCGGUGAGCUCAAUUCAGAACCAAAUGCAAUCCAAGGGAGGUUAUGGAGGUGGCAUGUCUGCAAAUGUUCAGAUGCAGCUUGUAGAUACAAAAGCAGGAUAACCUUGGGAAUAUCUUUCCAGUUUAUGUGAGUUCCUGCAUCUUCUUUCCUGUGUCCCCUCUUUUGCCUUGGUGACUGCUUUCUGUGUUCACGACAAGAGAGAAGUAAUGGCUUAUUAUUCAUCUUUUGUGACCACUCCAGUGAAAAGUUGCUGUUCUGCUCUGAUGAUGCCAUUUUUCAGAUUGGUCCACCCAUGCCUUUCAGUGGCAUACACACAUUGGCCUCUACCAGUACCAUGGACAUAGAACUUUUUAGGGUUGUUUUUCGGUUUUUGUUUGUUUUAAGGCAAAUCAAAGCACCAACCUUAGCUUCCCUUACCCCUCACAGAUACUAACUAUUAAGUUGCUUUUUAUUCUUUUUUUCUCUACUCACAUAAUUUAGAAAUGAUUGAGUUUCCAGUAAUGUUUUUAAUCAUUCAUUGUUCAUAUCCAUUUUUGAAAAGUCUGAGACCUGCAAGCACAAAUGAUUAUUUCUUACAAAAUCAGCAGAGUAGGUGACUGCAUGCUUCGUGAGGUUGCUUUGUAUGGUGGCCCAUUUGGUGCCAGAAAAAAAACUGCGUACUGCAGACUGUUGAUACUGUUACUGGUGAAGAAUUACGCUGUGACACCAAGUCAUGCCUGUUUCUGAAAAAGGACUUGUAACUUAGCUGCUUCAGAGUUAUGUCUUUAUUUUAGUUUUUAUCCAGCUGGUCUUCAAAUAAUAAAGAGAGAGCUUGCAUUCAUAAGGCAUUAGUUGUAAAUGUUUGGUAUAUUUAUUUUGAAAGAGCUGACCUCGAGACAGCAAACCAGUGUAGUACCGUAUCUAAAUGUUGUGGAAGCGCUUUAGUCUAUUUAAAAAGCAUCAUGUUUGACUGCUUCUUUUUCUUUUUACAAUUUUUCUUAAUUUUAGGCUGUAUUGUCACUUCCAGUAGCAGCAUGUCAGAACUGCCUGCAAUAUUAGUUAAAAAGUUUAGUAGACCUCUCUAAGUAGUUGGCAGUUCCUGUGUACUAAAUAUCUAGGGGCCAUGGAAGUUGCUAAGAGCAACAUACUAAUCUGGCAGAACAGAUGCCAGUGAAAACAACAUACAGGGUGACUUUUUACUAAGUCAGUAAAAAGCCUUUUUCUCAGGUUCCAAAGCAUGUUUCUUUCACACGUUGUGAAACUUGUAUUUUAAUAUUGCACUGUUUUCUGAUUAUCUCUGUAAAUGGUCUCUUUUCCUCCUUGCUGGUGGUUUGAAAAAAGACAGUGAUAUUAGUCCUGCUUGAGUUAAAUUUUUAUGUGAGAAAAAUCAUUCUAAGAAGGCAUAACUGAGCCUAGUCAGAUCCAUUUUUGUGCAUAAGCACAUAUGUGCUCAUGAACAUAGACUGCUGUCAUAAAUGAUUCUUUAUUCUUUUUCCAUGCAUUCCCUGAUUUCACAUUGCAACAACUGUUAGACUGAUUUAAAAAUAUAGGAACCUACCUACUCUUCUGUCAGGUCACAAACACCACACCAAAUACAGGGUGGAGGAAGUUUGCUUCCCCUCAGUAGUAUUUCUGUGGUAGAUGUCAGUUAUCUGGUUGAAUAGUUCCAAUUAGGCUGUUUAGUCUUUCCUGAUGAAGGUACUGAUUCAUGACAGAAGAUCAAGAUGUUCAGUUCUCCAGGUGCAUAAACACAUGGCGAUGCAGUGAUGUUUUUUUAGGAGUCAACGUUUCCAGUGCCAUGUAAUCUAGUAGUCUAAAUGUAGUCUAAAAUAUACAAUGAUUAGAAAAUGAUUUGAACUUUGACAUCACUAACAGUGGCUUAAAUUUGCUUGCCAAAAUGAUCUUGCACUUGUCAAAAUGUUUCCAGCUUGCCAGAAAAAAAAAAAAAGACAUAUUUUUAUAACAUACAUACUUUUUUUGUACAUUAUGUUCAUUGAAAAAAGUCAGUUCAGUGUUGGCUUGUAGAUAUUAAGAGGAAAAUAUUGACUUUGAUUCAAUAAAUGUUUUCUUUCAGUU